UUCAACAUAUCCAUUCGGCGUGUAGGUGCUAGGGAAGCAGAUCCUUUACCUCGCAUGGCAGGGCAUCAUAAGGCACGCAGCCAUGUUUCCGCUUUACCAGUUAAUUCGCUCCUUCGCGUUCUCCUAGUACUAGCGGUCGGCGUAGUGGCAGCGCGCCUCACCUACUACUCACUGCGCUUGCGCCGCCGCCGCACGCUGGCCACUACCAAGUACUUAGUCACGCGGUAAACUCACCUCCGAUCACCACCGACAUUGAACAAGAGUUCAGCCCGGUAGAACAUACAAGGAGAAUUUCCCAUCGUCGUGGGACCACCGGUUAGCGAAUUGUGGAAGCGCAGUCUAGGAAUUUAAUGGCGGAGUUAUGUGCCCGUUUCAUUCCGGGGAAACCGAUACAGCAUCGCAGCAGUUACCACCCCAAAUGCCUGGAUAUGAGAAUCUCCACCGCGGAGGGUUAAGUUCCGUUGAAAGUAGCCAUGAUUCCCAGAAGUACUGUAGGUCCGUCCGCUUCCUGACGCUAGAAUGUCUGCCCGAAUCCCCGCAUCGCAUACCUGGGGACAGUGGACAGCAGUGGGAAGAUAGGCGGUCAACCGGUCACGGGUCGAGCCAAAUUGUGGUGGGAUUCGGAGCUCGAGAAAGAUGA
Laccaria bicolor S238N-H82 is the source of this 640-nucleotide messenger RNA. RefSeq lists its product as uncharacterized. The transcript has a single exon. The coding region runs from base 362 to 640 and encodes 92 amino acids. NCBI's taxonomy places the organism in Eukaryota, Fungi, Basidiomycota, Agaricomycetes, Agaricales, Hydnangiaceae. The record is from RefSeq and is a predicted model, not a curated record.